AUGUCAAAGAUUGCAAUUAUUGGAGCGGGCCCCAUUGGUAAGGCACUAUCUACCCGUCUCGUUGAGACAGGCUACUCAGUGAAAGUAGCGAACUCCAGGGGUCCAGACACUCUUAAAGAGUUUGCUCAAAUCACCGGUGCAUCAGCUGCUGGAAUUGCUGACGUUUCGUCUGGAGCAGAUGUUCUCAUCCUCGCAUUACCUCUGCCUCGCGUUGCAGAUUUGCCAAAGAGCGUCAUUUCGACACUCGCUAAGGGUGCGGUCGUAGUUGAUGCAAAUAACUACAAUCCUUCGAGGGAUGGGAACAUUCCUGAGAUCGUUGCGGGUCUUCCCACUUCUCAAUGGGUAUCGAAGCAAUUGGGCGUUGGCGUGAUCAAAGCAUUCAACACCAUCUUUGCUUCCAGAAUCGUUUCACAUCAGAGACCAAAGGGCGACCCACACCGUGUUGCGCUACCUAUUUCUGGUGAUGACUCGGUCGCACUUGCUAAAGUCCAGGAGAUAGUGGAGAGGCUGGGUUUUACUGCUUAUGACUCGGGUAAAUUGUCUGAGUCCUGGCGCCUGGAGUUGGGACAGCCAGUCAGCGGCGCAGAUCCAACAGUCGAAGAGAUACCACUGUUGCUCCAACAAGCUAAUAAAAAGAAGUGA
Molecule: messenger RNA, 642 nt
Organism: Kuraishia capsulata CBS 1993
Lineage: Eukaryota; Fungi; Ascomycota; Pichiomycetes; Pichiales; Pichiaceae
Exons: 1
Coding region: 1-642 (213 amino acids)
Source: RefSeq, a predicted model, not a curated record